This is a messenger RNA of Knipowitschia caucasica, 309 nucleotides long. NCBI's taxonomy places the organism in Eukaryota, Metazoa, Chordata, Actinopteri, Gobiiformes, Gobiidae. The record is from the annotation of a GenBank genome assembly.
AUGCCAGCGUACGCCCUCCUGCGUGCCCUCUGCUGUCUGCGCGCAGGGUUUCCAAAUCUCUGCAGGGCGCGGAACAGCAAAGUGGCACAGCGAAGUGGCACAGCGAAGUGGCUCACUGCGGCGGUGGAGAGAACGCGAACGGCAAAAGCAGAUGCAUUAUUAAGGAAGGAGGUGAGAGGGUGCAGACACUACAUGCAUAAUACAAUACGUUAUGUGAGCCGCGCAGCUGACUGGCACUGCGCAGUCACCGUGGUCAAGCUGGAACUCAUUUGCGCGGCCCUUUUCCUGCUCCUCAAGUCCACGCCGUAA